This is a messenger RNA of Coffea eugenioides, 890 nucleotides long. Its product is annotated as glycine-rich cell wall structural protein 2-like. Bases 113 to 655 code for a protein of 180 amino acids. The transcript has a single exon. NCBI's taxonomy places the organism in Eukaryota, Viridiplantae, Streptophyta, Magnoliopsida, Gentianales, Rubiaceae. The record is from RefSeq and is a predicted model, not a curated record.
UGAAUGUUAGCACCAGAAAACAUCCAAGCAUUAGUAGCUAUAGACAAGAGAAUUGUAUCAUUCACAUUGUUUAGAAGCUAAAUUGUAAUUUUAGCCAAAUUUAGCAUUAAAGAUGACUAAGUUGAAGGCAUUGUUAGUUCUUGUUUGUUUGCUUAUUUCAGCUCUCGCUAUGGUGGCUGAAAGCCGAGUAGCGAGAAAGGACUUGGGUUUGGACUUGGGGUUACCCAUAGGGGUAGGGAUUGGAGCCGGAGUAGGGAUUGGUUUAGGAGGUGGGAGUGGCUCAGGAGCUGGAGCUGGCGCAGGUUCUGGCUCAGGAUCUAGUUCUAGUUCGAGUUCAAGUUCAAGUUCAAGCUCGAGUUCAUCAGGUUCCGGUGGUGCAGGCUCAGAAGCUGGCUCGUCAGCAGGAUCAUAUGCUGGAUCAAGAGCUGGUUCGAGGUCAGGCUCUCGUGGUGGAGGCUCAGAAGCAGGCUCAUCGGCAGGAUCAUCAGCCGGAUCAAGAGCUGCUUCAGGAUCAGGAGGCAGUCGAGGAGGAGGAUCUGGCCGAGGGUCUGGUUCAGGCCAUGGUGAAGGUUAUGGCGAGGGUUCAGGAAACGGAGGUGGCCAUGGUGAAGGAGGUGGAUCUGGAUCAGGUUAUGGUGAAGGAAAUGGAAAAUGAAUACAUGUCAAAUGCAUAUAUGUUAAAGAAGGAAAUAAAGUGGUAGUCAUGCAGUACUUGGACUCGUGCAUUUUGUUUUAGACCUUGUGUAACUAAGAAUGAUCAUUGCCUGCACUUUAAGUAAAUUGAAGAAAGUUGAAUGGUGUCGUAUGUUUUCUUCCGUUUGUAGUAAAAUCUAUGAAAUCCCUAGCUACAAGGGUAACAGCAAUAAAAUUAUUGUCAUUUUGUCACUGUA